Molecule: messenger RNA, 1854 nt
Organism: Thunnus maccoyii (southern bluefin tuna)
Lineage: Eukaryota; Metazoa; Chordata; Actinopteri; Scombriformes; Scombridae
Product: claudin-16-like
Exons: 6
Coding region: 528-1199 (223 amino acids)
Biological process (GO): bicellular tight junction assembly; cell adhesion
Cellular component (GO): bicellular tight junction; plasma membrane
Molecular function (GO): structural molecule activity
Source: RefSeq, a predicted model, not a curated record
UCUUCUUUGUCUCUCACGCUCCCUCCUUUCUCACUCUGAUGCAUUUAAAUGUUUCCUUUUUAUCUUGUCAUCUCCACACAAAUAUCUCCCUCCCACAUCUGAGCAGUUUUAAAUGGCAGAAAAUGUCUUUAAACAAGGCACAUUUUCCUCUGUUUGAAGGGAGAAGGAUUGCUUUUUUUUAAUUUAAGUCAAAGUUGAAACAGAGGGGGAAACUUCUCAGAGGAUAAACAGAGAGGAGAGCAAAAUGCAAACGCUCAGAAAGUCAUAGUUGAGUUUAUGAAGGUCAUGCAUGGUUAAUGUGUUUAGAUUCUUAAUUUCAGCCCUUUGCCAAACCCUGCUGACACAGGCCUACACCACUUAAUUUGGGAAUGAACAAGGGCAGAGGAACACACUCGUAUACACUCUGAAGCUUUGCUUUUGCACAUUUCUCCCACGUUUCUCUCUCUCUUUGGGAAACGAACAGAGCCACUUUGAGAGUCAGUGCUUGAAAUAAAACAUUUUCUAAGAGCAGCUGACUAGAGGACAGGAUGAGCAGAGGACAGACUGAGGUCCUGGGGCUGCUGAUGGCAGUGACAAGCCUGCUGCUGCUAAUCGCUGCUGCUGGAAAGGACUGUUGGAGGCAAGGAGCUAAAGACCAGCUGACCUCGGUGGGUCUGAGCUCCCGUUGUCGAGGCCUUUGGGGUGAGUGUGUUCAUGACAGUCUGGUCGGGGUGAGGACAUGUGAUGUAUCGGUGUCCUACAUGGAGUAUCUGCCAGCUGAUUUGUUGGCGAUGAGAGCAGGGUUGGUGGGGAUGUGUUUGCUGUCUGUGGUUUCCAUCUUAAUCAUGAUACCCAGCCUGAGGUGCACAACAUUAAUCCCCAGCACAUUGGAUCAAGGCAAGCUGAUGCAGAUCUCUGGCGCCCUCUGUGUGUGUGGAGGUGUGUGUGGUGCAGUGGGCCUGCUUUGGUACGGUGUGGACACUUACACCAGAUACAGACAGGAAGUGAAUCUGGAGAUGCCAGGAAUCACAUAUGAGUUUGGCCUCUCUUACUGGUUGAUGGUGGGAAGUGUGUUCUGCUCUCUGACCUCAGCUGUAUUGACAAUCAGGAGUGUGACUCAUAUGAGUGAUGCCAUAAGGAUGCAACCACGACUUUCUCAGAGUCAGUCGGCCCAAACCAACAAUGUCACGUCAAUCUCAAACUACAAGACUUACGUUUAAAGCUUUAUUGGAACUUUCUAGUUCUAUCCAAUUUACAAUAUUAGAUCUUCUGGUAUUUUUUGGUAUAAGAAAUCACUGAGACUGUUGGAGUCAAUGCUACUUUUCAAUAAAGCGUUGAUGUCUGCCUUCAUCUUCCUCUUCAGCACACAGUGCCAGUCAAAAGUUUGACGAUUCCAUGAUUCCAUAUGUGUUAUUUUAUAGUUUUGAUUUGAUUUGAUUUGAUAAAUGAUGAGGUUCACUAUGCAGCAUGUUAUGUAGUUGUAAUGAUGUUUACAGUUUAGCAGUUAAGCAGAUAAUUUCCAGUCUCACAUUCCUAAAUUACCACAUUGUCCAAGUCCCAAUCAAACGCAUGCGUAACAAAUCAUCCAUCAUUCGGAGUGCAGAAACUGGGGAAACCAAUUACUGUGUUUACUAUUAUGAUUUGGUCUCUGCUGCAAGCUUCAGUUCAUCAAGUUCAUUAUGUAAGUAGCUGCUGCUCUCUGCGCCAACAUAUUCAUGUACAGUAGAUAUGAAUUUAUAGAUGUGUGCGAAGCUGAAUGUCUCAUUUUAGAAAAGAUUAAUCACUGAUAAGAGGUACAUAAAUAUCUCUCCACAUAACUUGAGCUUAGCUGCAAAAUGCAAGAGACAGAUGCUGAUACAUCUGCUGUAUGUGGAU